AAUGGGUGGUAAGGUCUCACCUGAAGGAGAUUUGUACAGCUAUGGAAUUCUCUUGUUGGAAAUGUUCACUGGUAGAAGACCCACCGAUGAACCAUUCAAAGAUAAUUUUAAUCUUCACAAUUUUGUCAAACACUCAUUGCCAGAUCAGGUAAUGGGGAUUGUGGACCAAUCUGCUCUGCAUAAAGAAUCUGUGGGAAAAGCUAUAAACAAUUCUUCAUGUUGGAAUGACAUCAGAAGUGAACAGCUUGAGUGCUUGAUUUCUGUUUUUCAAAUUGGAGUUGCAUGUUCAGCAGAAGUUCCACAAAACAGAAUGGACACACAGCAAAUUUUGAGGGAACUGCUUUCUGUCAGGGUCAAAUAUCUUGGAAUUUGAAUGGUUGGGAAUGCAAAUCGACAGCAUCGAUAACAUUAUAAAUUGUUUGGUAUCCAGUUUUUGACCUUUUGUGCUUGCUACUUAUGAUCUGCAUCUGUUUCCAUACUGUAUCGUGUAUAUACCGCUUAUUUGAUCUUACGUACCUUGUUUCAAAAUCCUCUUAU
Molecule: messenger RNA, 537 nt
Organism: Camellia sinensis
Lineage: Eukaryota; Viridiplantae; Streptophyta; Magnoliopsida; Ericales; Theaceae
Source: RefSeq, a predicted model, not a curated record